UUAAUGCUGUACGUUUGAGCAGCUUUGCAGUGGCACUUGAAUCGAUUGGACAAUAUGGUCCUGGAAUAAAGCCACUUAACUAUCAUGAAGUGAGAGUUCCUUACCUAAAGGAGGAAGUUAGUCGAAUGAAAGAGUUGUUGAAGGUCCAUAAGGAGGAAUGGACAAAAUAUGGCUGCUCAAUUAUGUCUGAUGGUUGGAGAGAUUCAGUUGCUAAUAAGGACAUAAUCAACUUUUUAGUGAACUCUCCAAGGGGAUCAGUAUUCAUCAAGUUUAUUGAUGCUUCUAAUAUUGUUAAGAAUGCAGAUAGAAUGUAUAGAUUACUUGAUGAGAUGGUGGAGGAAAUUGGAGAAUCAAAUGUGAUUCAAGUGGCAAUUGACAAUGCGUCAAACUAUGUUGCAGUAGGGAGAUUGUUGGAGGCAAAGAGGCCACAUUUAUGCUGGACACCGUGUGCUGCUCAUUGCAUUGAUUUAAUUUUGGAGGAUAUUGGGAAGAUGCCUUCAAUUCAUGCAACUUUGAAAAGGGCAAUAUUUUUGAGUGGCUAUAUCUAUAAUCGUGUUGGUGUUGUCAACUUGAUGAGACAGUUCACUGGAGGAAAGGAGUUACUUAGACCUUCAGUUACAAGAUUUGCAACUGCCUUCAUCACUUUUCGUUCAAUCCAUCUUCAAAAGAACAACUUGAGGAAGAUGUUUACUUCUGAAGAUUGGAAUACAACUAAAUGAGCAAAGGAGGCGGCUGGCAAAAGAGCAGCUACUAUUGUUUUGAUGCCUACUUUUUGGAGUACCAUCGUUUAUGCUCUUAAGUUAACAGGUCCACUUGUUCGUGUACUCCGUUUGGUUGAUGGGGAAAAGAAGCCUGCAAUGGGAUACAUUUAUGAAGCAAUGGAUAGGGCUAAGGAAGCCAUAGCUAAGGCUUUUGGUGAGAGAGAGGAUAAAUUUAAGGAGGCAUUUGAAAUUAUUGAUACGAGGUGGGGAUGCCAACUCCAUCAACCGUUGCAUGCAGCUGCACACUACUUGAAUCCAGAAUUUUUCUAUUCAAACCCCAACAUUUUGCAAGAUGAAGAAAUUAUGACGGGUUUGUACAAAUGUAUUGCAAGGUUACUGCCAACUAUUGAAAUGCAAGAUAAAGUUUCACUGAGUUGGAAAAAUACAAUGCCGCUAGUGGCGUCUUUGGAAUUAGUUUGGCAGUGAGACAAAAGCACCAGCGCAAUGGUGGAUGGAAUAUGGAUCAACAACUCCAAACUCGCAAAAGUUUGCUGAGAAAAUUCUUAGCCUUACGUGUAGUGCUACCAGCUGCGAAAGAAAUUGGAGCAUAUUCCAACAUCUUCAUAGCAAAAGGAGAAAUAGGUUAUCCCAGCAACGCUUGAAUGAUUUGGUAUUUGUGAAAUAUAAUCGAACUCUGAGGCGUCGAUGUGACAAACGUGACACCAUUGAUCCCAUCCUCCUAAAGGACAUUGAUGGUAGUAAUGAGUGGUUGAUUGGUAGGAUGGAUGGUGAUUCUGAUGAGGAUGAUGAACUUGUGUUUGAAGAUGAUAAUUUGACUUGGGAUUUUGUUGCUAGAGCUGCUGGACUAAAUAACCCCCCGCAUCACACUAGAUCAAGAAUAAGUACAAAUAUGCCAUCAUCGUCUAGAGGAAGAGGAAGGGCUUCAUCUAGUAGUGCAACUAGUGCUAGGGGUCGGACCACAAUGUUGGAACUUGUAGAUGAGGAUGAAAUCCAAGUUGAUAGUGUAGAGGAGACGGAAGAGGAAAAAGAUGUUGGAGAAAACAGUUCUGAUGAUGAAGAGGAAGAUGAUGAUAUCUUUGCCGACUUAGUUGAUGAUGAGUGAUCAUUGAGGAGGAUUUUUAGAUUUUAGAUUUUGAAAUUUUUUAUUGUACUCUUUUCUUUUGAUGUUGAACUAUGUUGAAUUGUUGAUGCUUUUGGGCUUUGUCUUGGCAAUUUUAUUAAAUUUCUAAUUUUUUUAUUGAAUGUUUUGGCAUUUUAAAUUCUAAUAUCACUAGAUAUUCAUAUGUUCAUAUAUAAAUUAUCCCAAA
Molecule: messenger RNA, 2029 nt
Organism: Malania oleifera
Lineage: Eukaryota; Viridiplantae; Streptophyta; Magnoliopsida; Santalales; Ximeniaceae
Exons: 4
Coding region: 1213-1824 (203 amino acids)
Molecular function (GO): protein dimerization activity
Source: RefSeq, a predicted model, not a curated record